Molecule: messenger RNA, 2149 nt
Organism: Anopheles maculipalpis
Lineage: Eukaryota; Metazoa; Arthropoda; Insecta; Diptera; Culicidae
Gene: Csgalnact
Product: chondroitin sulfate N-acetylgalactosaminyltransferase 1
Exons: 3
Coding region: 44-2077 (677 amino acids)
Cellular component (GO): Golgi cisterna membrane
Molecular function (GO): glucuronosyl-N-acetylgalactosaminyl-proteoglycan 4-beta-N-acetylgalactosaminyltransferase activity
Source: RefSeq, a predicted model, not a curated record
ACAUCUUCCAAUGUACAACGGAUUGCUCACGUGACUCGUAAGAAUGGUACGCUUGCUGGGAUCAAAGCUGCUAGCACGACUAUUGCUACUAAUAUCAACCGUCACGUUGAUUUCGUUGAUGGUAUUAACCCGCUGCGGUUUGGGUGGACUGAUCGUGAAAGAAAAUGGAUCAAUUAUCAGUGCUUCUGUCGGGGCAGUCGAAGGUGACACGGUCGUCAACUAUCUCGGCGACCAAAAGCCUCCGUUGGCAUUGGAAUACUCGCCACAGCAACUGCAACAGCAACAGCAACAAACCCAUUACCUAGCAGAUACUGAACAGCAGCAGAAUGGUUACAUGCAAAUGCUACAGCAGCGCGAGGAAGAAAAUCUACGCGAGGUAGCGAAAUUGACAGCUGAAAUUAAAGCUUUAAAACUUCAGAUCUUACAGCUAAAGAAUAGAUUAAACACUGCUGGCUUAGGGUUGAUGCAGUCUGGGGCAGCGGAUGGCACUGCCUACAUUUCUUUAUCUAACGAUAGUAGCAGCUCAAUACUACCCAAUGCUCCGCAACUAUCACAAACGGUGCAUGAUUGUACAGCGUUCUUAAGACGCCAGGUAGGAUCGGCCGAAAUAUUGCACGGUUUGCCGCUCAACAACGAGUACGAGCUGAUCCCAUUCAGUCACUUUACGUUUAGUCGAGUCUAUCCAAUCGAGCUUGGACUCGGAAAGCGAGUAGUCGAAAAGCCAAUCGGUUACAAAAGAAAGGAUCUGCUGAGCGCACUGAACAAGGGACUAGAGACGCUCAACAGGAAUAUUUCUACGGCCUCUCAGCGCUACACGUUGGAUGACUUCAUUGAGGGAAUAUAUCGCAACGAACCCACGACUGGUACACAGUAUGAGUUGUACUUCCGCUUGAAGGAAUUCACCAAUCGAAGUCAACAGCACCAGCAGCAGGUCACACCGCAUCAUGAGUCGCAUACACACGGUACCACAAAGCUAAUAGUCAUGAGACCAUUCGCAACACUGCAGACGGUCCAGUUGGAAGCGCAUCCGAAGCAACACGAUAAGGAAAUCAUUUACAUUAUCCUGCCACUGUCCGGACGCACCAACACGUUCCAAAGCUUUAUGGAGAAAUAUGUCAAGAUAGCACUCAAGCACGAUAGACGUGUGCAUCUGACCGUCGUGUACUUCGGCGAGGAUGGUCUUGCGGAGGCGCGAACGAUCAUGAGCCAUGUGAUUGGCAUGAAAAACAGUGGAGCUACCAAUUCGAACCUGAAACUGCUCGCUCUCAAUGAAACCUUUUCUAGAGCAAAAGCGUUAAGAGUAGGUGCAGAAAACGUGUGGAACUCCCAGGCAGACAAAAACAACGACAUACUGCUGUUUAUGUGCGACGUAGACAUCGUAUUCAGUGCUAAAUUUUUAGAUAGAUGUAGAUGGAACACCAAACCAAACAAAAAGGUAUAUUAUCCAGUAGUCUUCAGCCUCUACAAUCCCCAUGUCGUAUAUACGCUCCAGGGCAAAGAAGUGCCACCGGAAACGGAUCAGUUAGUCAUCUCGAAGGAUUCUGGAUUUUGGAGAGACUUUGGGUAUGGCAUGACAUGCCAGUAUCGUUCGGAUUUUCUGCGCGUGCGAGGCUUCGACGAGGAAAUCAUUGGCUGGGGUGGCGAAGAUGUAAUGCUGUACCGCAAGUACGUGCGUUCCCAUAUCAAGGUAAUACGGGCUACCGAUCCGGGCGUGUUUCACAUCUGGCAUCCAAAAGUAUGCACCGGACCGGUGAUGUCCCUUUCCUCGAACCAACGACUUACACCCGACCAAUACCGGGCCUGCAUUCGUUCGCGAGCCCUUAACGAAGCGUCACACGCACAGCUCGGUUUCCUGGCGUUCCGGGAUGAUAUUGCGGCAAAUGAUUAUUUGCUAGCUCAGGGUGGUGGUGGUGCCAAAGCUAAUCCCGAAUCCAAUGCGACCAAGAACGACCUCAUCCACUCGGAGAAUCCCUUUAUGCAAAAUAGCACAAUGCAUAACGGUAGAGAUAGUAUGAGAAUGCUGCCCGGAUCGAGUGGGACGCCGAGUAAGAGUAGCGAUAGUAAGAAGGCUACAUGAUCUUUUAUGACACAGCAUCAGGAGAGCAUAUGGAGGAUCGAGUUCUAGCAUCGGUGCCGCGAGAGUCAUAUC